AUGAUUAAUAAAAUAAUCAUGUCUUACAAAUAUUAUGAGGCAUUCGUAUCCUCCAAGAAUAAAUCUAUUCCUUGUUGCAAUAGUAUAAACUGCAAUCUCUGUCAAGGCAAAUACUACGUCUAAGUCUAAUAGGAUGACAUCAAUCUGAUUGAUAGAUUGAUAUAGGAUAAAUUACAAAGCAGAAUGGCAGAGAUCUAAUCGAACAUAAGAGUCAAUACAAUUGACUAAUUCUUAGAUUAUCAUCAACGCAAGUACAAUUACCAACUCAUUUAUCUAUUUGAAAAUCUCACCAAAGGCAAACCUGAAUAUCCAAUCAAUUUCAACUUCAGGUAUAAAAACAAUGGAACCAUUGAUUGGCCCAACGAUACCUAUUUCAAAUGUCUGGAGCCUGGAAAAUUCAAAGACCUCAUAUCUUAUGUUACUCCCCUACCAUCUGGGGCUGAAGCAACAUCAGAAAUUUCAUUUAAAAUGCCUCUUUUGAAACAAGGAGAAUACAAGACUAAGUGGCGCUUGUGUUGUAAAAGGAACCAAGAAGAAGUCUUCUUUGGUCCCACUAUCGAAAUUCCCUGCACAAUCGAAGAGUCCAUAGCUGAUGCCAACCUUCUUCUGCUCGAAGAACUUUAAAAUAAGGGCCCUUCUUGGACAGCCAUAUUGGAUUUCAAUAAGGCAGCCAUGAUACUCUAAGAAACUAAAGACCAAAAAUUAACCAUGGAUUAACUAUAUAAUUUGUUAUUAAAGGAGCAAAAUUGAAAAUUAACUUAUUUCCUAUAUAAC
Molecule: messenger RNA, 774 nt
Organism: Paramecium octaurelia
Lineage: Eukaryota; Ciliophora; Oligohymenophorea; Peniculida; Parameciidae
Source: the annotation of a GenBank genome assembly